AAGUGAAACUUAUUGCAGGAGGAGAGGAGAGACACGUAGCUCGUCGUCUGGUCAUCUGGUCGGAACAUUUCACUCUUCGCUGAUUUCUCUUCUAAGAACAUGGACAUGCCAAACACAUGGAGGAUUGUCCUUCUGGGAAAAACCAGAGUUGGAAAGAGCAGCCUCGCCAACACCAUAUUUGAAGAGGCCAAGUUCAAAAUAAACAAUUUGAGCGACUCGGAAAAUCAUUCCACUACAACCGAAACAAAAUCUGUCUAUGGAAGUAGCAUCACUUUUAUUGACACUCCUGGUUUCUUUGACCCGAGCAGGUCUGAGGAGGAGAUGAAGGUUGAGAUGGGGAGGUGCACCACAGGGUGCGCUCCUGGGCCUCAUGCCUUUCUCAUUGUGCUCAAAGUGGAGAAAUACACAGAGCACAAUAAGGAAGUCAUCUCAAAAGUGUGUGAAUACUUCCCUGAAGAUGCCCUGAAAUACGCCGUGAUCGUCUUCACUCACGGCGACCAGCUGCCAGAGGGAACGACGCUGGAGCAGUACGUGAAGGAAAGUGGGGAUCUGGGUGACCUGGUGAAGACGUGCGGGGGGCGACACCACGUCGUCGAUAAUAAAUACUGGAAGAGCCACAUAGCGGACGACAGAAGUAACCAGGUUCAUGUGGCGGCGCUGAUCAGCACCAUCGACACGCUAGUUAAAGAAAACAAGGGAGGAUUCUACACAGAGAAAAAGCUCCAAGAAGUCAGGGAACAGAUUCCGGUCAUUAAACUACCAUCUGGAACCAUGUCCCAGGAAGUGGACAGACCAUCUGGAACCAUGUCCCAGGAAGUGGACAUACCACCUGGAACCAUGUCCCAGGAAGUGGACAGACCAUCUGGAACCAUGUCCCAGGAAGUGGACAGACCAUCUGGAACACAGGAAGUGCCAAACACAUGGAGGAUUGUCCUUCUGGGAAAAACCAGAGUUGGAAAGAGCAGCCUCGCCAACACCAUAUUUGGAGAGGCCAAGUUCAAAAUAAACAAUUUGAGCGACUCGGAAAAUCAUUCCACUACAACCGAAACAAAAUCUGUCGAUGGAAAAAGCAUCACUUUUAUUGACACUCCUGGUUUCUUUGACCCGAGCAGGUCUGAGGAGGAGAUGAAGGUUGAGAUGGGGAGGUGCACCACAGGGUGCGCUCCUGGGCCUCAUGCCUUUCUCAUUGUGCUCAAAGUGGAGAAAUACACAGAGCACAAUAAGGAAGUCGUCUCAAAAGUGUGUGAAUACUUCCCUGAAGAUGCCCUGAAAUACGCCGUGAUCGUCUUCACUCACGGCGACCAGCUGCCAGAGGGAACGACGCUGGAGCAGUACGUGAAGGAAAGUGGGGAUCUGGGUGACCUGGUGAAGACGUGUGGGGGGCGACACCACGUCGUUGAUAAUAAAUACUGGAAGAGCCACAUAGCGGACGACAGAAGUAACCAGGUUCAUGUGGCGGCGCUGAUCAGCACCAUCGACAAGCUAGUGAAAGAAAACAAGGGAGGAUUCUACAUAGAGAAAAAGCUCCAAGAAGUCAGGGAACAGAUUGAGAAAGAGGACAAGGUCCUUUUGUCAGAGUAUGUGAUGGUAGAAUCUGAAAACAUGUCAGAGGAUGGGGUCGUAGCAUCAGGAAACAUGUCAGGGGAAGAGGAUGGGAAGCAGGCGACAAGCAACGUCUUUGAGAAGCCGGUAGACAUGGAAAUGUGAAGGAGAGGCUUUGUGAGGUUUGCAGUCAUAGCUGGAUUAUUUGCGAUUGUCUCAACUGUGUUGAUUAUUAAUUCAAGAUUAGGGCAGGUUUUAAAAGAAAGCACUCAUAUUUAAGGAAGAAUGAAAAGCGAACUGGCAGAAGUGGAGGUAGAACAAGCUGCUCUCCACCAGCCAGGACAAUGAGAGCGGUGGCUGAGGUAUUAAUCACACAUUUAUUCAUUAUUAUAACACUUUCUUUUCUUCUUCUUUUUAAUCUGUCUCUUGUGAGACCACCAACUUCAUGGAAGUGACAUAGUAAAUGAUGAGCAUACCCUUUGAUGGUGAUAAUAUUCUACUUUCUAAUUGCCAUUUGUUAGUAUGAGGCCAUUAGUCACGCAUGUAUUACGUAACAUUAAACAGCUGAUCGAUCUCAUGUCUUUUCAGUUAUUUUUUUCAUGUAACCAUUUAAUUUAGUUUGAUAUAAGGCCGACUAUACUUUUUUAUUGUCAAUCAAUUCCAUUAUUAAAAUGUUUAAAAUAUAAUAAUUGAUGUUAGCAUGAUUGUAUUUGUAGUUUGUGUGUGUGCUGCCUAUACAUCUACAAAUCAAAGGAGGAAACCUGGUUGUGUCUUAUUACCUUUUGUCAGAGACUUCCAACGUUAAUGUUUAUUCUGAAUUGAAACUUAAUUUGAAGUUGAUUCCCAAAAUGUUUUACCUGAACAAUUUACCAGAAAUAAUUACUCUGUAUUAAUUUGUAGUCUAUUAACUCGAUCACCUGACUAUGAAUAUAACAAAUAAAGACGUGUGUACUGUG
Pseudoliparis swirei is the source of this 2498-nucleotide messenger RNA. RefSeq names its product GTPase IMAP family member 8-like. The record is from RefSeq and is a predicted model, not a curated record. Lineage: Eukaryota; Metazoa; Chordata; Actinopteri; Perciformes; Liparidae. Gene Ontology annotation, molecular function: GTP binding. The coding region runs from base 100 to 1707 and encodes 535 amino acids. The transcript is spliced from 3 exons.